Molecule: messenger RNA, 759 nt
Organism: Paraglomus brasilianum
Lineage: Eukaryota; Fungi; Glomeromycota; Glomeromycetes; Paraglomerales; Paraglomeraceae
Source: the annotation of a GenBank genome assembly
AUGUCGAGAGUUUGCUCCUCCUUAACUGUGCGUGACUAUCCAGCCAAAGCAAUGAUAUUUUUAAAUUCUGAAAAUGCACAUAUUUCAAGUGGUUAUAUCAGCAUUAAAGAUCUGAAAGCAUUCAAGGCAUUAAAUAUAGAGAGGGAGUUGCCCCCAAAUUAUAGCCAUGAGGAGAUUGUGGCGAAUAUUAAUAAGUUAAAAUACAAGCUCGAGCAUCCCGGAUCGAAAAUUGAUGUGAAUCUUUACGGUUCGCUUAGGCAAGCUCUCGAAAAUAUAAAUCCGUCAGAACUUACGUGGCGAGAUCCCGAAGCGAAUAUGUCAUGCGCUAUCACGAAUCUGUUUCUCGUCUUCUUCCAUCACCCUCGGCAACUCACGGAAUUCAGAAUAAUACAAGAACAGCCGGAGCUUGAUGGACAACAAGCCAAAAAGCGGACUCAACGAGAGGACCAGACACGAACACAAAAUUAUAUUCAGGAAGAAGCGCCGACUGGUGAAGAUCCGGCAGUGUUUAUAAGAGAUUUACGACAAUGGUGUGAGGCUUCUCCCAAUCACAAUCCAAAUGCAGGGCAUCAAAAAAUCGAAUUCGCAUUGAUGGACUAUUUGAAUGAUAAUACGGGUCUUGCGAAUCUUGGCGCUAUCAAUGGAUUGGCUAACAAUAAUGCAUUGCGUGCUAUUAAUGCCAAUCAGUUUAGAGGCGGAAACUCUUCUAUAAGAAAUACUGUCCCGGCCAACAAUAAUGCAAUUGCCAAGACGAACUAG